AUGACAUCGAUUGAGAUCCAGACCGUGAUAUCUACCGCGGCUGAUGGAAGAACUCGCGAUUUGAGAUACCGACAGAGACAGUUUAUCUCCCUCCACAAAUGGAUUACAAGUCAUCGAAUCGAUAUUGAGACUGCGGCUUGUAAAGACGAUAACCUCUCGAAGCUUGAAGCGCAGCUCAUGGUUUCUCUAACUCUUCGAGAACUUAGAGAACAAUAUGAGGAAUUAGAUCUGAAAAAAACCCUAGAUGGGGAAUACAGCGUCAAGAAUGGCCGCAACAAUGGAGGCGGAAGUUCAUCGGAAGACUUGGUCUAUAUCCUGCCUGAGGCAUUUACGUUCUUUUACAGCGUUAUGUGUGCCAUGUGCACCUGCAUUGCUGCUGGGUCCUGUUGUGUCAUUGAAUUGCCAACCGAUUUCAUGCACUCGAGCAGCGUCACUCGUCAAUGCCUGAUAGAAUCACUGGAUAUGACUGCCUAUGGAGUCACGAGCACUCGUCCACCGAGUGAAAUCUUGAAUCGUUGUCUUGUAAUUGAUCAAAUUGGUGUUCUACCGUCGCUAACGGGAAGACGUACCCUCAGAUCUCAACCUCAGCUGGGGACAGUGGCAGUUAUAGACCGCACAGCAAAUCUGGAGCUCGCCACCAAAGAAAUUCUUUGCUCAAGAACCUUCUUCUCCAGCGGUGGUCCAUAUGCUCCAAGUUGUAUUCUGGUCAAUGAAUAUGUGGAAGACGAUUUUGUUCGGUUGUUUCGCGAACAAUUAUCGACUGUCAACGGCCAUGUUGCUAUCGAGAAGAGAAAAGAUACAAAUGUGGUCAACGAAAUGGUACCCAAGAGAGCUAGUGAGACCAUACCACAGGAAUUGCUUCUUAAUGCGAAUGGUUUCAGAGUUAUCAAGGUUCUUGGAAGAGACUAUUUGCAGGUCCACGGUUCUAGGCGAGCUAAUGUAAUCCACCUUUUGGCAACUAGCAGUCAAGAUGAUGCUAUUGAUGCCUUAAACAAGGACGAUCAGAACCCCUUGUUGGCAUUGUAUGUUUUCGCUGGACCUCGGGUGGCUAAAUACUUGACCCAAUUCGUUCGCUCCAACGUCAGUUUUGUGAAUCAUAUUCCUGCCAACCUUCUUGUCGGUCCCGCUGCCCCGAUUGAUUAUCCUGUAUCUCCGAUCGCUAGAUACCGCCGGCAUAUGAUGGAAACUCCAAGUCCGAAGUUCGUGACUAGGCUUUCUGGCGAGCUUGACCUGCAGGGACUCGUUCGAGAAGGAUUAAAAAUGAGCCAGACACUGUAUAAUGACUCUUUACAGCCACUCAAGCCAACAGGUCAACCAAAAGAAGGGGACAAAAACUUCUUUGCUCAGGGUAUGCUGACUGGAUUUAUCCUUCUAGUCCUGCCGUUGUUCACUGGAGUGGUGGUCGGGACCUCUUAUAUCGUCCUUAAGCUCUACAGACACUGGAGAUAA
This is a messenger RNA of Exophiala aquamarina CBS 119918, 1449 nucleotides long. RefSeq lists its product as uncharacterized. The record is from RefSeq and is a predicted model, not a curated record. Lineage: Eukaryota; Fungi; Ascomycota; Eurotiomycetes; Chaetothyriales; Herpotrichiellaceae. The coding region runs from base 1 to 1449 and encodes 482 amino acids. The transcript has 4 exons. Gene Ontology annotation, molecular function: oxidoreductase activity, acting on the aldehyde or oxo group of donors, NAD or NADP as acceptor.